Molecule: messenger RNA, 563 nt
Organism: Anopheles cruzii
Lineage: Eukaryota; Metazoa; Arthropoda; Insecta; Diptera; Culicidae
Exons: 2
Coding region: 13-411 (132 amino acids)
Source: RefSeq, a predicted model, not a curated record
ACUCAUCGAACAAUGAAGCUCGUUCCGGUCCUGUUCGUCAUCUGCGGUUCAAUCUAUGUUUCGCGUGCAAAGUUCACGGAGUGCGAUCUCGAUUUAGAGGAUCCGCUACUUCUUGCCAGACUUCCCACGGAGUGCCAGAACCUAGAUGACGCAUCGAAAGCGCUAAUGCUUCAGGAGUCCGAAUCUUUUCGGACGUUUCAUGACAAACUGCUCGGCUACGAAGCAGCCCAGGGAAAGGAUACCGAAGACGGGGCAUAUAUGGACAAGGAGUUACGGGAAGAGCUGUACGAAGGGGUCGACAUUUACCUGUGUCUUACCAUCGAUGAAUCACUGGCAGAGUAUGUGAAGUGUCUCAUAGAGAAGCGCCAACGCAUGAUAGAAAUAAUUGAAGCGAAAGAGCAGUUUUUGUGAGCUUCUUGAAAUAUGCAAUAUCCUUUUUAUAAGUGAUUUGAUUACAUUAUAUGUGUUUAAGUUAACUCGAACAGUAUCUUUUGCUUAGAAUCUCGCGUUAUGGUAGAUGCUAAGGUUUGUUGUGGCCGAACCAACCAAUUCAACCAUUAAAA